UCUGACUUGACGGCGGCUGGUGGCUGUGAUCCUCCGGCGGCGGCGCUUCUGAUCCGGAUAUGAACGGAGGGCGGAUCCGUGGGACCACAGGCCGGUGUUCUGCGGUAUCCUCCAUCUGAUCCGGACCGUCCGCUGUCCCUCUGACCCACCAUCCAGGCUCGGCCGCUGCAGCGGUUUCCAGGUGAAGCGGACCCCGGACUCGGUUCUGCUGCGAUGGACAACCUGAGUGAAGCUCUGGAGAAGCUGAAGCUGGCGUCUACGGACAGCAGCACUGACAGUGUGGAAUGCUGCCUGGACUGCCUGCUCAAAGAACUCGCCAACAACAAUUCCGAGGCCAGUGUCAGGGUCCAGGAGAUGGGUGUUCUUCCCCUUUUUCCGACCCUGCUCACCCCUCAGUCUUCCUGCACCCCUAAAGUGGCCAACGUCAUUGCCGAGUUGGCCAAAAAUGAGUUCAUGCGGACUCCCUGUGUGGACGCCGGCCUCGUCCCUCCGCUCGUUCAGCUGCUGAGCUCCACCGACCAGGAGGUUUUGCUGCAGACGGGACGAGCUCUGGGAAACAUCUGCUAUGACAGCCAUGAGGGCAGGCGAGCAGUUGACCUGGCAGGAGGCGCUCAGAUAGUAGCUGCUCUCAUUAAAUCCCGCUCCCAAAAUACCGAGCCGGAAAAUCAGAAGCUCUUGACUGUCUUUUGUGGCAUGCUGAUGAACUGUAGCAAUGAUCAUGAUUCCUUGCAGGCCCAGUUAAUCAGUAUGGGCGUGAUCCCGACCCUGGUCAACCUGCUCGGCGUCCACUCCCACAACGCAUCCCUGACGGAAAUGUGUCUGAUUGCCUUUGGGAAUUUGGCUGAGCUCGAGUCCAGUAAAGAACAGUUUGCGUCUACGUGCAUCGCUGAGGAGCUGGUGCAUCUUUUCCAGAAGCAGACAGAGCACGAGAAGAAGGAGAUGAUCUUUGAGGUCCUGGCUCCACUUGCAGAAAACGACGUGAUCAAGCUGCAACUGGUGGAGGCUGGUUUGGUGGAGUGUCUCCUGGAGGUGGUGGCCCAUACUGUGGACGGGGACAGGGAUGAGGAUGUGGCCCAGCUGAAGACGGCCUCGGACCUGAUGGUGCUCCUGUUGCUGGGAGAUGAGUCCAUGCAGAAGUUGUUUGAGGGAGGAAAAGGCAGCGUCUUCCUGAGGGUUCUGUCCUGGAUUCCGUCCAACAACCAUCAGCUGCAGUUAGCCGGUGCCUUGGCCAUCGCUAAUUUUGCUCGCAACGAUGGGAAUUGCAUCCACAUGGUGGACACUGGCAUUGUUCAGAAGCUUCUGGAGCUGCUGGAUCGACAUGUUGAGGAAGGAAACGUCACCGUCCAACACGCUGCGCUCAGCGCACUGCGUAACCUCGCCAUACCAGUGGUCAAUAAGUCGAAGAUGCUGUCAGCGGGUGUGGCAGACGUGGUGUUGAGGUUCCUGCAGUCAGAAAUGCCGCCGGUCCAGUUUAAACUCUUGGGGACGCUACGGAUGCUGAUCGAUACACAAGCCGAAGCAGCGGAGCAGCUGGGGACCAAGGUGAAGCUGGUGGAGCGGCUAGUGGAGUGGUGUGAGGCCAAAGACCACGCUGGAGUGAUGGGCGAGUCCAACAGACUGCUGUCGGCCCUCAUUCGGCACAGCAAGUCCAAGGAAGUUGUCAGAACUGGCAUCCAGGGAGGAGGAGUCAAGCAUUUGGUUACCAUGGCAACCAGCGAGCAUAUGAUCAUGCAGAAUGAAGCGCUGGUGGCUUUGGGCCUGAUCGCGGCGCUGGAUUUAGCUGCCGCUGAGAAGGACUUCGUCGGAGCCGGUUUGGUGUCGGUGCUUCACAAGCUGCUGUCCGAUGACAGAAGUGCUCCAGAGAUCAAGUACAACUCCAUGAUCCUCAUCUGUGCUGUCAUGAGCUCAGAGCCGCUGCACAAAGAGGUCCAGAGUCUGGCGUUCAUCGACAUCGUGUCCAAACUGCGGGCUCACGAGAACAAGACGGUGUCGCACCAGGCCUCACUGACGGAGCAGCGACUGACUGCCCAGAGCUAAAUGACUGUGUUGACCCCGCCCACCUGCCUGACCACC
Thalassophryne amazonica is the source of this 2073-nucleotide messenger RNA. It is a transcript of the gene rap1gds1, whose product is annotated as RAP1, GTP-GDP dissociation stimulator 1. Gene Ontology annotation, cellular component: cytosol. The record is from RefSeq and is a predicted model, not a curated record. Gene Ontology annotation, biological process: positive regulation of GTPase activity. The coding region runs from base 214 to 2037 and encodes 607 amino acids. Gene Ontology annotation, molecular function: guanyl-nucleotide exchange factor activity; protein binding. NCBI's taxonomy places the organism in Eukaryota, Metazoa, Chordata, Actinopteri, Batrachoidiformes, Batrachoididae. The transcript is spliced from 15 exons.